Molecule: messenger RNA, 1221 nt
Organism: Melampsora larici-populina 98AG31
Lineage: Eukaryota; Fungi; Basidiomycota; Pucciniomycetes; Pucciniales; Melampsoraceae
Exons: 4
Coding region: 1-1221 (406 amino acids)
Source: RefSeq, a predicted model, not a curated record
AUGACUGAUACCCCAACGCGAUCGGGCUCAAAGUCACAUAGAAAACGAUUUGAACCGAUUUUGACGCGCGAAUCCGCACGAGUCAAUGAAAAACAAGUGACUUUCGAAGGUCAUCAAAGAGGCGAUAUGCUCCCUCCACCUCCACCACCCGUUGCUGUCGGACGUGUGCCUCAGAGUCCUGGAAAAUUUUCAUCCACUGUCCAGAGGUCCAGAUUUGCCUCAAGUCCUUCGGUCACGAUCAUGAUGGAAAGUCCCUCCAACCGACCAGAAUCGCCCAAUGGACGAAGGUCUAGAGAAUCGGAUAAGACCAGGCAACCCGAUAGAGCUUACGAAAGGCACUCUUCAGCUAAUACUGAGGCUGUUCCCACCACGUCUUCGAGACGUGCAGGAAGUGCGAGCUUGAAGAAGCCCGGGAUAACGCUUUAUACCAACGAGGAGCGCAAAAAGAGGAAACGCAUGGAAAGAGGAAUCGUCUCGCCUAGUCCUCGCAAAAUGACCCAUCAACAAAUUUCCUACGUUGAUUCUGUCCCACAGUCUCCCCCUCGAAGGCCUCGCUAUUCUACCACCAAUUCCAACCUUGGAAUGAUGGAAGCUUCGUCCCAUCCAAGAAUGACACCUCCACUUUUCCGAGAUGAAGAUUACGAAGUCAAAAGCGAGAACGAGGGGCAAGAGAUGGCAAAAGUUUCUCUUUGUUUGGAACAGCACAGCCAGUGGCGCGAAUACAGAGAAGUAACGAGCUUCUGUUAUAUGUUAGAUGCGCUGGACGAAAUUGUCAAUUCCAAUCAGGUCGACGAUAUCACUCCUUACAUGUCAGAAGACGGUGAACCAUUCGGAAGCAGUGGAGAAAAUUGGCAUGACGGCCAAGAUGAUGUUAACUUUCGUGAUGAGAGCCAAAUUAGUGGAAGUACUUUUGAUAAGUAUCCGGAUUUGAGUGCUGGUCUCGCGAUGGGACCCCAAUUAACUCGAGCUCACCUACCAUAUAGCGAGAUGUCAUUAGAUGAGAGAACUAAAUCGUGUCAGCUUCUUAUGGAUCGGUUCAGCAAGACUGCUCAAGAUGGUCAAGAUAUUUUGAAGCAAAAAAUCGAUCGCAUGGAUACAUGCAUGGAACGGAUUGACGAGCGUUUGCAUCAACUCAACAUUCGUCAACAACAAAUCGAAGCUCGACGAGAACACAUAAGAGUCGGAGUACAAGCGGUUAUCUCUGGUCCCAAACCUGAAUGA